CCACUGCCACCAUGCUGGUGUCCGGGAUGCUCCUCGUGGUUGUGCUGACCUGCCUCAGCGUCAUGAUCAUAAUGUCUGUGUGGAGGCAGAGGAGACUGUUGAGGAAGAUGCCUCCAGGACCCACCCCACUGCCCUUUAUUGGGAACUUUCUGGAGCUGGACACAGAGAAGUUUUAUGACUGCCUUUCAAAGAUGAGGGAGCGGUAUGGCCCUGUGUUCACCAUCCACCUGGGGCCUCGCCCUGCUGUGAUGCUGUGGGGUUACGAUGCUGUGAAGGAGGCUCUCAUUGACCAGGCUGAGGAGCUCAGUGACCGAGGAGAGCAAGCUUUCUUCGACUGGUUCUUCAAAGGCUAUGGUGUGGUGUUCAGCUCCGGGGAGCGCGCCAAGCAACUCAGGCGCUUCUCCAUCGCCACGCUGAGGGACUUCGGCUUUGGAAAACGUGGCAUUGAGGAGCGCACCAUAGAGGAGACCAGCUUUCUCAUACAGGCCCUGCGGGACACAAACGGUGCCACAAUAGACCCCACCUUCUACAUGAGCCGGACAGUCUCCAACGUCAUCAGUUCCAUUGUGUUUGGGAACCGCUUUGAAUAUGACGACAAGGAAUUCUUGUCACUGUUGGGCAUGAUAAUGCGAAGUUUCCAGUUCAUGUCUACUUCAACAGGACAGCUCUUUGAGAUGUUCUAUUCAGUGAUGAAGCACCUGCCAGGAUGCCAGCACCAGGCCUAUAAGGAAAUGCAGGGACUGGAGGACUUCAUAGCCAGGAAGGUGGAAGAGAACCAACGCACCCUGGACCCCAACUCCCCCCGGGACUUCAUCGACUCCUUCCUCAUCCGCAUGCAGGAGGAGAAGAAGAACCCUCGAACUCAGUUUCACAUGAGGAACCUGCUCAUGACCACACUGAACCUUUUCUUCGCGGGUACAGAGACCGUCAGCACAACCACGCGUUACGGCUUCCUGCUGCUCAUGAAGUACCCUCACAUUGCAGCCAAGAUGCAUGAGGAAAUUGACCAGGUGAUUGGCAGGAACAGGCAGCCCAAGUAUGAGGACCAUUUGAAGAUGCCCUACACUGAGGCUGUCAUCUACGAGAUCCAGAGAUUUGUAGAUGUGGUUCCUUUGGGUCUGCCCCGUAGCACCACCAAGGACAUCAAGUUUCGGGACUUCCUCAUUCCCAAGGGCACUGACGUUUUCCCUGUACUGAGCUCUGUGCUGAAGGACCCCAAGUUCUUCUCCAACCCCAACGACUUUAACCCCCAGCACUUCCUGGAUGACAAGGGACAGUUUAAGAAGAGCAAUGCUUUUAUGCCCUUCUCCGUUGGAAAGCGAUACUGUUUUGGAGAAAGCCUGGCUAAGAUGGAGCUCUUCAUCUUCUUCACAACCAUCAUGCAGAAUUUCUGCUUCAAGUCCCCACAGGCACCCCAAGACAUAGAUGUGACCCCACAAUAUUUCAGCUUUGCCGCAAUCCCUCCAAAAUUCACCAUGAGCUUCCUGCCUCGCUGAGCGGGAACUCUGAUGGGUGGAGACAAUGAGCAUGUCCAGAAACAGGGCGGGGCUAAUGGGGUGGGGCCAAUCCGGGUAGGGCUAAAGGAGAGCAUGAAAAUUAGAGGGAAGUCUGGGGCCUGAAGUAUUACACAGAGAGAGAGAGAGAGCUGAGCAGAGUGAUCACCUUCCUGAAGACGGGUUCUUCAAAGUUGGGAAGAGAGGCUGGGAUGCCUUCCCGUCGUAUCUGAACACCGAUCGUAAUAAUUAAAGCUAUUGUUGAUUGUG
This is a messenger RNA of Mesocricetus auratus (golden hamster), 1763 nucleotides long. RefSeq names its product cytochrome P450 2A8-like. Gene Ontology annotation, cellular component: intracellular membrane-bounded organelle; cytoplasm. The record is from RefSeq and is marked provisional. Lineage: Eukaryota; Metazoa; Chordata; Mammalia; Rodentia; Cricetidae. Gene Ontology annotation, molecular function: heme binding; iron ion binding; oxidoreductase activity, acting on paired donors, with incorporation or reduction of molecular oxygen, reduced flavin or flavoprotein as one donor, and incorporation of one atom of oxygen. Gene Ontology annotation, biological process: coumarin metabolic process; xenobiotic metabolic process.